This is a messenger RNA of Aspergillus pseudotamarii, 2094 nucleotides long. Its product is annotated as Rad1/Rec1/Rad17 family repair protein. Gene Ontology annotation, cellular component: checkpoint clamp complex. Gene Ontology annotation, biological process: DNA repair; DNA damage checkpoint signaling. NCBI's taxonomy places the organism in Eukaryota, Fungi, Ascomycota, Eurotiomycetes, Eurotiales, Aspergillaceae. The coding region runs from base 523 to 1689 and encodes 388 amino acids. The transcript is spliced from 3 exons. The record is from RefSeq and is a predicted model, not a curated record.
AAUCGUUUCAUGCUAUAUUUGCUCUAGUCACUAGCUGCUGGGCUUUAUUUGAACCAAUCUAUCCCCAUGUCGUUGAACGAAGUUUGGGAGGCAGCCUCCGCGAGCCCUUACACUCCACUGAUUUCCAAAGAUAGCCAGUUCUCCGUCGGCUUCACCCUCUUGCUUUCUGGUAAGACAGAUUUGCGCAACAUGGCCAUGAACCGAUCGCACUAACGAGUAUUUCAGCACUCAUAUUGACUGGUCUUUUCGGACUGAACCGUUCUUUCUUGAGCAUCGCUUCAUUUGGCGUCCCGGCGUCAUUGGCAUUCGGCUUCGGGGCCGUAUACAUGAUCUGCGCUGUUGGGGUCUACGUUUAGGAAGACGUCCAGAUCUUUUCAAUGUACCAUAUGCCCAGUUGAGAGAGAAGCAGAAGGAUUAUACCAUUAGAAACGUCGAAGCUCUUCCUCCCUGCAGACUCUCUAUUAAUCUAAUUUGUCCGAGUUCUUUGUUUUCGAUCCUUUCCGCCAUCUCGUACAUCCAGCCAUGGCCGACGUGGAACCCAUCUUUUCUGCUGUUUCCAGCAAUGCUCACCAUCUCUACACUCUACUACAGUGCAUUGGCUUUGUACCAAAAGCUACCGUGUUUAUUACCCCAGAUGGGAUUCGCUUUUCUGUGGAGGAAGGCCGAGUAAUACAGGGACUCGCCUUCCUUGACAAAGCCCUUUUUACCACCUACACCUUCAACCCACCAGCCGCGCCGAACAACACUUCUGGGGAUUCGGGGGACGGUGAUGAUUCUUCAGAUGCUACCUCCAACCCAUGCUUCGUUGUGUCGCUUUCUGCCCUCCUUGAGACGCUGAAAAUUUUCAGUGUAAAUGAUCCAUCCGCCACCGGGGCCAACAAGGCAGUUAGUGUCCAACCGUCGAACCCCUCGUCAUCAAACGCCUUCACCACGCCUGCAUUGCUUUUUGAUCGUUCAUGUACCUUGCAAUAUUUCCAACACGGCUCGCCUCUAAGCAUCACUUUAUCAGAAACUGGGAUCAAGACCACUUGUGAACUAACAACCUACGAACCCGAUGGUGGUGAAGUCGAUAUCCCUCUUCAACGUGACGCCAUCAUAAUGAAGGUCAUCAUGCGUUCCGCCUGGUUACACAAUGCCAUUGUGGAGCUGGGUGCCACUAACCCAAAUGUGUUAAAGAUAUCCGCCUCGGCAGAUCGGGAACCUUUCUUCGCCUUGUCUGGUUCUGGUGGUCCGUUCAGCGAGUCCUCUGUAGAAUUCUCAAUAGAGGAACAAGGCCCGGACAACGGGGCGUCGUCCCAGUCUCGCAAAGUGUUGACCGACGAUGGCACAUCCAGGUCUCGGGCUAAGAGGACCAAGCUUGCGCCUACUGUCACCGAGACCUUCCUUGUUAGCCCACCGUCUUCAAUGGGUUCUCGCAUCAAGCAGAAUUACCGAUUUUCUCUUAUCCAGAAGGCUUCUCGUGCUAUGGCUGUGGCUAACAAAGUAAGCAUUCGGGGCGACCGGCAAGGAGUUUUGAGUCUUCAGUUUAUGGUUGAAUUCGACGCACACGGCUCCAGCGGCGCGAGCAAUAGCACAAGACCCUCUAGGGGAGUGCCAGGGCCCACAGUAACCUUUGUAGAUUUCCGCUUUGUGCCGUUACUGGAUGGUGAGGAGGCAGCUGAUGAGAACAGCACGAAUGAUUACGAAUAACGUCUUUCGGUGGAGCAACAGCUGUAAAUAAAAGUACAAGUUAGCAAUGAAAUAGCUUGGUUUCAGUCAACACAGAUUAUUCACUCGCAGCGAUGGCACUAGGCACUGGAAGUCUCAUACUAUAUUCCCAACAGACUACCACGGGGCAUCCGGGAUCGUGUUGGGUUUAAUAACAUUACAUAGAACUAACGCUUAAUUAUCCCACUUGCUCGUAUAAGCUCAGUAUUCUGCAAACACGGCAUAAUUUCCUGCUAUCGUAGAGCCUUAGCACACAUCGUUGCCUAUGAUUUGAAUGCGCCUUUUGAGAAAAGCUCAUUACUGCUUCUCCGAAGCAUUCUUAAAUGAACGUAGUUUUCUAUCAUCUAUGGUAAGAAGUACAGCCGCUAAUGUGUCUAACGAUCGCGC